Molecule: messenger RNA, 441 nt
Organism: Exophiala oligosperma
Lineage: Eukaryota; Fungi; Ascomycota; Eurotiomycetes; Chaetothyriales; Herpotrichiellaceae
Exons: 1
Coding region: 1-441 (146 amino acids)
Source: RefSeq, a predicted model, not a curated record
AUGUUUCGCCGCAGUCCUCUUCUGGGCGCCGCCGUCGUCUACGGCGUGUCGCGGGCCGGGGCAAAGCGAGGUAUGCAGCGCGAGGCAGAGCGCCAGCAAGCCAUGGAGUUCGAAUACCAGCGUCGAGAAGCUGAACGUGAACGACGCAGGAGGGAUGAGGAGAGGCGCCGGGCCGAAGAACUCGAACGGGAGAAAGAACGCGUCAGGAGGCAGGUUGAGCUGGAGGAACGCGAGAAAGCCCAGGCAAGAGCAGCACAGCAGCAACAACAGUAUCAACAAACACCGCCACAGUACGUCCAGCAACCAACACCAGGGGGCCCUUCUACUCUUGCGGGAGCGGAUGUCGUCUUCUGCGCCAAUUGCGGCUAUCAAUGCAGGCAAGGCGACAAUUUUUGCAGCGGGUGCGGAAGCCGAUUACCACAAGGCAACCAAAGACAAUGA